This is a messenger RNA of Chiloscyllium plagiosum (whitespotted bambooshark), 2217 nucleotides long. It is a transcript of the gene lrrc75a, whose product is annotated as leucine rich repeat containing 75A. Lineage: Eukaryota; Metazoa; Chordata; Chondrichthyes; Orectolobiformes; Hemiscylliidae. The record is from RefSeq and is a predicted model, not a curated record.
GACUGCAGCGGUUCAAGGAGGCGCGCCACCCUCACCUUCUCAAGGGGCAACUAGGGACGGGCAAUAAAUACGGAACAACCAGUGAAGCUCAUAUUGUGUGAAUGAAUAAAAAGGGCUUAGCUCUAAAGAGGUGACCCUUGUGGACAGAUGAGCUACUUCAGAGAAGGACAAACUGCGCGUCUCCCAGUUUCUCAGUCCACACCACAAAAGCGGCUGAUUGACAUUUUCACAGCCCUGACUGUGGGAUCUUGCUGUGCGCUAAUGUGUUGUCGCGGGUUAGAUCAGUGAUUCCUCUUCGGAACUACCUCACUGACUUUGGAACACCCUGCAGGCAGGAAAAGGCGCCACACGAAUGCAACUGUGAGGUGCUGGACAGUGUGCUUGUUACUUGAGUGUGCGGGGGGGGGGGGGGGGGAGAGCUGGCUCCCAGGGAGGAGGACAGCACUGAGAGAAGCGCCGCCCCAGCCUCCUCCUCCUGCUGCUGCUGGUGUUGUUGUUGUUGUGAAUUUAAAUCGCUGCCGAAAGCGGGUACUCGCCGUUAAAGAGGCUCCGAGCCUGAGGAUCCCUCCGAGAGCCGAUUAGAAUCGGUGCGGGGACUGGAGAGCUGACUUUGUGUAGCUGCAGCUGUGUGUGUGUGUCCCUCUGUCUGUCCAUCGCGGUCCCUUUGGGGAUCUGUUUGCAUUGGUUUCCUUUCUGUUUCCGACUGUAAUCGAUGUGAUUCUUGUCCCCCCCCCCCGGCUGGGGGUCUGCCCCUGAUCCUGAUGCACUCUCCGGGCUGCAGUCCUCUCACAGCACACCCUCCCUCCCCACCCCGGGUCGACUCUAAUCGAUAUUCCGAUUAUUCCAUCGGCAUGUCCCUGGGAACAUCCGCCAAUUAAUCAGCGCACCAGGAAACUCGGGACUCACUGCCACGCUGCCCGCCUCAGCCCGAUUCUAAUCGAUACCUGGGGAGCGGGCGAGUUCCCAGUGAUGGUGCGAGAUCUCACUCUCCAAUCGGGAGGGAUCCGGCUCGCUCCUGCUCUCGGGAAUGCUGCUCUGAAGUUCUUGCAGACGCGCCGGGCAAUUCGACCAUGGGAGGCAGGCAGAGCAAAGGGAGGCAGCAGCUCCCAGAGGAGGCUGAGGGCGACCCUCCGGGCUGCAGGAGGAAGUCCCCAGGCCGGGACAGAGGAGAUUUCCUCCGGGGCUUGGUGCUGAAGUCCGGGGAGAGGUGCACCAGGAGCCCGGGCCCCCCCCCGUACCAGAGGCGGAUUGCUAUGAUUCAGGACAUGGCCACCCUGGCCAAGCAGGGCCGCCAGGAGGAAGCCUCCAACUUACUGAGGAGCCUGAGGCAGGAUUUAGGAAUGGAGUCAACUUCACUGGAUGAUGUCCUCUGCAGAUAUGCCAGUUUCCGGAAUCUGGUAGAUCCCAUCACUCAUAACCUGAUCAUCAGCCUCGCUCGAUAUAUCCAUUGCCCCAAACCGGAACGAGACUCAGUUGGAGCCAUGGAGAAGGUUUGCAGACAGCUGACCUACCACCUGAGCCCCCACUCGCAGUGGAGACCUCAGGGCCUCAUGAAACGGAAACCCCAAGCCUGUCUGAAAGCUGUCCUGUCUAGGAGCCCAGCCAACGAGACCAUGGACUUGUCUGGAAUUACCCUGACGCCCAAGGAUAUUGACCGAGCGGUUGUGUACUUGCAGCAGAAUCAGGAGCUGAUCAGCAACGUGGAGCUCUGCUUCACUGAACUGACUGAUGAAGGUUUCCUGCAACUACUGCCCACCCUCAGUUCACUCCCAAAUCUCAACAGCCUGUCCUUGAACGGGAACAAGCUAACCAGGGGCAUACUGAGGGAGCUAACAGAAACACUGAAGGACCUGGAGAAGUUCCCAAGUAUCACCUGGAUCGACCUGGGUAACAAUGUUGAUAUCUACUCACUGCCUCAGCCCUUCCUGGUCAACCUGCGGAGGCGAAGCCCCAAGCACAGUAAUCUGCCUACUAUCUUGGAGUUCGGGGAGAGCCAAGGCAGUGACCUGGAGAGCUCUGACGCUGACCCUUGUGAAAGUCCGGGCAACAGAACAGGAUCACCACAGGGACCUACAGUUCCCCUUCAGGCCCAGGCUGGGAUGGGGUCACCACAGGGACCUACACUUCCCCUUCAGGCCCAGGCCAGUGCGGCCAUGAGCAAUGAAGAGACCAUCCAUACUGAAGGUGACUCACCAGCCAAUCAAACCUGACAACGUG